This is a messenger RNA of Gavialis gangeticus (Gharial), 1763 nucleotides long. RefSeq names its product essential meiotic structure-specific endonuclease subunit 2 (gene EME2). Gene Ontology annotation, biological process: double-strand break repair; mitotic intra-S DNA damage checkpoint signaling; resolution of meiotic recombination intermediates. Gene Ontology annotation, cellular component: Holliday junction resolvase complex; nucleus. The transcript has 8 exons. Lineage: Eukaryota; Metazoa; Chordata; Crocodylia; Gavialidae. Bases 632 to 1594 code for a protein of 320 amino acids. Gene Ontology annotation, molecular function: nuclease activity; DNA binding. The record is from RefSeq and is a predicted model, not a curated record.
ACAAGCCAACUCACUCAUGGCUUGAGGCAAGUUCCCGGCUCCCGCCAGGGUGAGGCAGAGACUUGGGCCCGAGCUGCGCACAACUCCCUCGCCAGGGCCGGGCCCUCCCGCGAGGCUUUUUAUAGGGUCCAGAUCCAGAUGUCUGUGUCCUGCCGCCACCUCCGAGGUGAGCAGCUCCUGGCCAGCUCAACAGGGAAACCGAGUCAUGGCCUGGGACCGCUGUUCUUUGGGUCACCUUAGUUAUUAGGGGAGUGACCGGGGGGCCUGUGCAUCUCAGGUCACUUGAAACCUCCCUUGCCCUCCCUCCUCCAUGCUGAGCACCAUGAUUGUGGCUGAGGUGCCAGGGAGGGGACAGUGGCACAGCCCAAGGGGGUGAGGACUCCCCAGCACACUUUUGCUUUUCACAGACCCAUGUGACAAAGUCCUCUCAUGGAAAUACACAGUAGUUUGCCAAUGACUUCAGCAGGAAUAAGAGCAAAUACAUUUUUAUUCUGUUAACAAGAAGUCUCCCUUCCUCCCCCACCAAAUACCAACACAACCUGGGAUCUGAAAGAUCAAGUGGGAUCUUUCCUUCUUGCCCAUCCCCAUGAUAGGGUGACCCAGUGGGUUUGGUGGAGAUGCAGUUGAAGCAAUGCCCUCAGCAGGUCUUCUGGAAGAUCCUGGAUCAGAUGCCUUGAUUGAAGCUUUGAGUUCCUUGGAGUGUAGCUACUACAUUGAGCCUCUGGCUGUGCCCUGCAGUAUAACCUGGAGGAGAAGUAUGCCUCACAGUUUAUCCAGUACAGAUGGUCCCACAAUGAACUCUGAAGAGGAAAAAGAGGUGCUGGUGCUGGUAGAUCCGAGGGACUUUCUCAAGCGUCUCUUUUCUGUACUUCAGAGUCUAAGCGGUGCUCCAUCAGACAGCAGGCCUGAUCUCAGCAAGGUGUUGCCUUUGGAUCGUCUGGAGGCCCCCUCCACAAAAACUUGCAGCCUGGCUGUCAUUGGACUGGAUGCCUACAGAUGGUACAAUCGGGGUUGGGACAGGCAGCAGGCACUGUGCUCUGGAGAACAGGGUCAACAGGAGGAUCUCAGAUUCCAGCCCGGCCCAGAGCUGUCAAUGACACAGCAGGAGAUAGAGGAGGUGCUGGUGGUGCUGCAGCUGUGGGCUAACACUAUGGUAUCGUUCCUGGACACGUGGCAGGAAUUUGGUCAGCAUGUCUCCGCACUGACUAAAGCAAUAGCAAAACGCCCAUACAAGAAGCUACAGGAGACUGAAUUAUUCUCCUUCUGCACUGAUGGGAAGUGGUCCAGUGGCGUGCGAGUGGAGAAGGAUGGGACAGGACUCCGACAGGCAUGGAAGAGACAAAUCCAGCAGUUUAACAGAGUCAGCCCUGCUGCGGUAGUAGCUAUAGCAGAAGCAUAUCCCUCCCCAAGCCUGCUGCUUCAGGCCUAUGAAGAGUGCAGCACAGAGAAUGACAGACUUAACCUGCUGAGUGACCUCCAGGUAAAGCCAGAGGAUGGUGGGAGAGAACGGCGGAUUGGACCAGACAUAUCACGACGAGUUUAUCUUUUCAUGGUGUCCACCAGUCCGGACCUUGUUUUGGAUCUGAGUGCGUAGUGGGGCUCAGAAAGUGGGAGAUGGACCAGUUAUUAUAUCUGUGGAGACCCAGCUGUGGCUGAAGAGCUAGUGGUACAGCCAGGAUACUGUGAGUCUUGUGUGGGGUGGCUGCAGAUUCUUGUGUGGGAUGAAGACUUGCCGCUCAAUAAAUGUCUUGUUUUGAAUGCUU